Suillus fuscotomentosus is the source of this 240-nucleotide messenger RNA. RefSeq lists its product as uncharacterized. Lineage: Eukaryota; Fungi; Basidiomycota; Agaricomycetes; Boletales; Suillaceae. The annotation marks the transcript as partial. The record is from RefSeq and is a predicted model, not a curated record. The transcript has a single exon.
UUCUUCAAACUUUGUCGAGCGCGCGAAGAAAUCACUAGACUCAACGUUGAAGUCCGCCACUUGUGCACCACCAUUCACGAUGAAGAAUGUCAUAUGCUUACCGUCAUACAGAAACUUCAGGUUUUGGAUCUGCACCUAGGCUGCGAGCUGCAACGCCAACAUCGUUCACGUGCAGCUAUCAAUGCAAUGCAUUGCUACCGCUUGAAUCGCAUCGAGAGUCUCACAGGCUUUUCUGGAGUC